AGUGUUUUAAUUUGUUAAUCGUUUUAGUGUUAAGCAUGUUUUAUUUUGUGCGAAAUGCCUCAUCUAUACUGUGCUACGACUGCAACAGCGCUUUUGACCCUCGCUGUGGUGAAGAGUUCGACUCGUUUAGCCUGGGCAUCGUUAAUUGUUCCCUCAGAGACCCCUUGGAACACAUGCCUGAUGUUGAGCCUACGCUUUGUCGCGCAAUUAAGAUGGAAAUCUACGGAAAAAUUCGCGUAGUCCGUCAAUGUGGCUACAUAGCUGAAGAAAACACGGAACAGUCCUGCAGGAAGCAAUCAAGCUCGGGUGAUCUAUUUGUCACUUAUUGCAGUUGUGACACGGAUCUAUGCAAUGAUGCUCCGGCGCAUGUUCCUGUGAUGAUAUUCGUAGUUGUAUUGGCGUUCACGGGUAUUGUGCUAUGAUUUUGAAAUGUGUGUCUUUUAGACUAAUUUUGUUGUUUUCUUCUUCAGAAUAAAUUUAAUGUAUUCAGUUAAGUGCGUCUUUUUUAUUCAUAAGACACACUGUAAGUUGUAGAAAAUGAAAUUAAUAAAAC
Molecule: messenger RNA, 553 nt
Organism: Hyposmocoma kahamanoa
Lineage: Eukaryota; Metazoa; Arthropoda; Insecta; Lepidoptera; Cosmopterigidae
Exons: 3
Coding region: 36-422 (128 amino acids)
Biological process (GO): positive regulation of voltage-gated potassium channel activity; sleep; regulation of synaptic transmission, cholinergic
Source: RefSeq, a predicted model, not a curated record